AUGGCGUCGUCGUCGUUCGUCACUGGAUGGUCGUCGUCCCUCUGCGUCGCCCACAGAUGCUCUGUUUUGCUCCGCUCGUCCGCGUUGCCUCACUGCGCCUCGCGGUGCCUUGCCUUGAAUUGCCGCUCUUCGACUCCGUUUUGCUGUCUGGACUGGUUCUGCAACAACAGAAAUAAGAAAAGAGGUGAGAUUGGAGAUAAGAUCAUUGUCAUAGAGGCAUACAGGACUCUCAGAGAUCGUGGUCUCUAUCCUGCUGCUCAGGUCGUGAGAGAUUUCCAAGGCAAAUUUGCGUUUAUUCCAUUUUACAGUGGUUCUAAAACCGUGUUUAUUGCUGCAGAUGCUGAUGGGUGUGUUUCCUUUUUUUGGGGAGCUGAUGCUGAUGAAAAUCUUAUUCUUGCAGAUGAGAAAAAGGUUGUAACUAAGAGCUGUGGGACAUCUUCUGCACCAUUUCCUAAAAGAUUCUUCUUUACAACAUCUGGAGGUUUGAGCAAUUUUGAGCAUCCACUUAAUGAGGUGAAGUCUGUUCCAAGAGUUGACAGUUCUGGUCAGGUGUGUGGUGCAACUUUCAAAGUGGAUGAGGCUAAGAAGGAAUCAACUGGCAUGUCAAGGGUUGGGAGUGCUGCUAACUGGUCGAAUAAUAUCUAA
Messenger RNA from Arachis stenosperma, 645 nucleotides. RefSeq lists its product as uncharacterized. The record is from RefSeq and is a predicted model, not a curated record. The coding region runs from base 1 to 645 and encodes 214 amino acids. NCBI's taxonomy places the organism in Eukaryota, Viridiplantae, Streptophyta, Magnoliopsida, Fabales, Fabaceae. The transcript has 5 exons.